AUGUUGAUUCAAGAUGCAGCUUGUCUCAGCUCAACUAGCCACUCUCCUAUUGCUGUCACUGGUAUUCCCAGGGAAGUCUCAGGUACAGACAGACCUGUGCUGUUAGUAAGGAAUAUGCCAGGUUCUGUGGAUAAGGAGGGCAUAUGCCAUUGUGUGGUUCACCUGCCCAACAACUCUAUUCUCCUCCAGCAACUCGAACAACUGCAAAGUAAAGUCCAGGAAAUUACUAGCAAAUAUGAGCUGUCCAGGUUCAAUGGAUAUGGAUAUGAUACAGAAUAUCAAGAUAACAUGGUAUUAGAAAUGAAUUAUGCCAUUGAGUCCAGAAAUUCUGCUGCUCUUGAUUCAUCCUAUAAGGCACCAGCUUUUAAUCUGCUACACCAAGAGCUGGAAGGAGCACGAGAAUUGAUCACCCAGAUUCAGUCUAAAGGAGAAGUUAGUGAAACUGGAGAUCUCAUUCAACAGCUCCACAGCCAGGUGGUAAAUGCGAGCUUCACACUCAAACUUCUGAUGGAUUCUAACCAACUUAACUUCAAAGCUCUUCAAAAAGAAGUAGAUAUGCUUGAAAGCCAACUAAGUGAAUGUAAGAGGGAGAAGGAAGAGGAGGAAGAUUCCAAACAACCUGGUCCACUUCUGUAUUCUGAUUCCUGUACUCGUGGAGGUCUCCAAAAAGUUAGCAAACCACUUGUGGUACAGCUCAAUUGGAGAGGCUUCUCAUACAAAGCAGGUACUUGGGGACGAGACUCUGCACCCAAUCCAACCUCUUCUCUCUACUGGGUAGCUCCUCUGCGUGCAGAUGGCAGGUACUUUGAUUACUACAGACUGUACAACUCUUAUGAUGACCUGGUACUGAUGAAGAACUAUAAAGAAAGAAAGAUGGGCUAUGGUGAUGGAAGUGGCAAUACUGUUUUUCAGAACUUCAUGUAUUUUAACUACUAUGCCACAGGUGAUAUGGCUAAGGUGGAUCUUUCUACUAACAAACUGGUGCUGCGUCGCCCACUGCCUGGUGCCACCUACAAUAACCGUUUUUCCUAUGCUGGUGUGAAAUGUAAAGACAUUGAUUUUUCUGGUGAUGAGGAGGGGCUAUGGGUGCUCUAUUCUACUGAGGAGAGCAGAGGCAAUCUGGUUGUGAGUCGUCUCAAUGCCAGUAGCCUAGAAGUGGAGCAAACCUGGCAUACCAGUCAGUAUAAGCCAACCCUGUCUGGGGCUUUUAUGGCCUGUGGGGUACUCUAUGCCUUACGAUCACUAAGCACUCGCCAAGAGGAAAUAUUUUAUGCUUUUGAUACAGCCACUGGGAAAGAGUGUCAUCUCAGCAUCCUGCUGGAUAAAAUGCUGGAAAAACUCCAGGGUAUCAACUAUUGUCCCACAGAUCACAAGCUUUAUGUUUACAAUGAUGGCUUCCUCAUCAAUUAUGACCUCAGCUUUCUGACAGCAAAGUGCACACUUCCAAGAGCUUCAGCCAAAAAGCCUGGGACUGAGGACCCACAAAAAUCUGUCAAGCCCAAAAUGCCUUCCAGAGUCUGA
This is a messenger RNA of Suncus etruscus (white-toothed pygmy shrew), 1521 nucleotides long. Its product is annotated as olfactomedin-4-like. The coding region runs from base 1 to 1521 and encodes 506 amino acids. Gene Ontology annotation, biological process: signal transduction. Lineage: Eukaryota; Metazoa; Chordata; Mammalia; Eulipotyphla; Soricidae. The transcript has 6 exons. The record is from RefSeq and is a predicted model, not a curated record.